AUGGGUGCUUCAGCGCUGCCGAUCAUCAUUUUCUCCGCCAUCUUCGGUGUGGUUGGCAUUGUGCUGCCGAUUGUUGCGCCCAAGGGCCCGAACCGUGGGAUCGUUCAGUGCGUGCUUAUAUUGACGGCGGCAACGUGCUGGUUAUUCUGGCUGUGUUGUUACAUGGCCCAGAUGAAUCCUCUGAUCGGUCCGAAACUGCACCAGAAUACGAUUCUGAUUAUGGCACGUGAGUGGGGCAAUGCACUGCCCGAUAUGGAUGGUUAUCAACCUGAACAUACGGAUCACUAA
Anopheles marshallii is the source of this 288-nucleotide messenger RNA. Its product is annotated as V-type proton ATPase subunit e 2-like. The record is from RefSeq and is a predicted model, not a curated record. Gene Ontology annotation, biological process: proton transmembrane transport. Lineage: Eukaryota; Metazoa; Arthropoda; Insecta; Diptera; Culicidae. The transcript is spliced from 3 exons. Gene Ontology annotation, cellular component: plasma membrane proton-transporting V-type ATPase complex; proton-transporting V-type ATPase, V0 domain. Gene Ontology annotation, molecular function: proton-transporting ATPase activity, rotational mechanism. Bases 1 to 288 code for a protein of 95 amino acids.